Molecule: messenger RNA, 1772 nt
Organism: Brassica rapa (field mustard)
Lineage: Eukaryota; Viridiplantae; Streptophyta; Magnoliopsida; Brassicales; Brassicaceae
Product: chromatin assembly factor 1 subunit FAS2
Biological process (GO): DNA replication-dependent chromatin assembly; nucleosome assembly
Cellular component (GO): nucleus; CAF-1 complex
Molecular function (GO): protein binding
Source: RefSeq, a predicted model, not a curated record
AAUAUAUUUCCCGCCAAAAAGACGCGCCAGAGUGGGAGUCCAUUUUAGUACACUCUCUUUCUUCUUCCAUAAACCCUAAUUUUCUCGAGAAAACAAAUCCGCCACGAAUCUGGGCAAUUGGGCAUUCUCCGUUACCAGCAAGAUGAAGGGAGGAACCAUACAGAUCAGCUGGCACGACGGGAAGCCUGUGCUCACCCUUGAUUUUCACCCGGUUUCCGGUUUACUCGCCACCGCCGGAGCCGAUUACGAUAUCAAGCUGUGGUUAAUAAACUCUGGUCAAGCGGAGAAGAAGCUUCCCAGUGUAUCUUACCAGAGCAGCCUUACUUACCAUGGAUGUGCUGUCAAUACCAUUCGUUUCUCUCCCUCUGGGGAACUGCUUGCCUCUGGAGCUGACGGAGGCGAGCUUAUCAUAUGGAAGUUGCAUCCUAGUGAAACCAAUCAGUCCUGGAAAGUUCACAAGUCUUUAUCAUUCCAUCGAAAGGAUGUCCUGGAUCUUCAGUGGUCUCCUGAUGAUGCUUUUCUGAUUUCUGGCUCAGUGGAUAACUCUUGCAUUAUAUGGGACGUUAACAAAGGUUCUGUCCAUCAGAUACUGGACGCCCAUUGUCAUUAUGUUCAAGGUGUUGCCUGGGACCCCUUGUCAAAGUACGUAGCCUCUCUUAGCUCGGACAGAACAUGCCGGAUAUAUGUCAAUAAGCCUCAAGCAAAGAGUAAAAGUGGUGAAAAAAUGAAUUAUGUUUGUCAGCAUGUUAUCACGAAAACAGAUCAGCAACGAGGAGAUGACACUAAGACGGUGAAAACCCAUCUCUUUCAUGACGAGACGUUGCCUUCUUUCUUCCGAAGAUUGUCAUGGUCACCUGAUGGCUCCUUUUUACUCAUUCCAUCAGGCUCUUUCAAGCUUUCACCUACAUCCGAAGCUGUAAAUGCUACUUAUGUCUUUUCUAGGAAGGACCUUUCAAGACCUGCACUGCAGCUUCCAGGUGCUAAUAAACCGGUUGUAGUGGUUCGGUUUUGCCCUGUUGUAUUCAAACUCCGGGGUUCAAGUUCUGAAGAAGGUGGUUUCUUCAAGCUUCCUUACCGUAUUGUAUUUGCCAUUGCAACAUUAAAUUCGGUGUACAUAUAUGACACGGAGUGUGUCGCUCCAGUUGCAGUCUUGGCAGGUCUCCACUACGCUGCUAUAACUGAUAUAACAUGGUCACCAACUGCUUCGUACUUAGCGCUGUCCUCACAAGACGGUUAUUGCACACUUGUUGAAUUUGAAGAUAACGAACUUGGAGAGCCUGUCUCCAUCUCAGUCGGGAAGAAACUGGUGGAUGGCGAAGAGAAAAAGCAUGUUCUAGAGAAAACCGAUGAGCUCAUGACCGAAACAGUACCAGACGAGAGAAGUAAACAGGCUGAACCAAAUCAAGACGAAGAGAAACAAAAGCCACUGCAAAGCAAAGCUACCGGUGAGGAGAAGAAACAGAUUAUGCAGACAUCCGAUGAAUUGAUGACGGAAACAAAACCAAAUGGAGAGAAACAGCCAUUGCAGAGCAAAGUUAACACACCCGUCUCAAGUAAACCGGCGAGGAGACGCAUCACACCGAUGGCUAUUGACCCCUAACUAUUGAUGCACUUACACUACUCUUUGUUUCCAUAUGUUUUUUACUGUUACUAUUAUAUCGCUCAGUUUCAUAAGUCCGUUGGCUCGCGUUUUCUUCUAAGCAUUCUAAGAGCUAAACAUGUGGUUUUGGUUUUUGAAAUCAAAAGAGAGGAAGAGCAUUGUUGAAACGUAA